Messenger RNA from Mercurialis annua (annual mercury), 1022 nucleotides. RefSeq names its product TIP41-like protein. Gene Ontology annotation, biological process: TOR signaling. The coding region runs from base 61 to 936 and encodes 291 amino acids. Gene Ontology annotation, cellular component: cytosol. NCBI's taxonomy places the organism in Eukaryota, Viridiplantae, Streptophyta, Magnoliopsida, Malpighiales, Euphorbiaceae. The transcript has 8 exons. The record is from RefSeq and is a predicted model, not a curated record.
GUUUUCUUUAGUUAAAAGAUCAAACGGAAAGGGACGGAAAAAGGCAUAACAGCGAGACAAAUGGCGGUAGAAGUUGACGAGAACGACCUAAAAUCCGCCGGAGCUGAGCUGUUAACCGACGGUCGUCGCGGUGUUCGCAUAAAUGGCUGGGAAAUAGUUUCUCACAAUGGCUCUAUACUCACCUCCUCCAUUUAUGAACAGUGGGAACAAAAGCUUGAGACGUCUCACUUACCGGAGAUGGUUUUUGGCGAUAGCUCUUUAGUGCUUAAACAUGCGGAUAGUGGGAUUAAAAUCCAUUUCAAUGCCUUUGAUGCCCUUAAGGGCUGGAAGCAGGAAGCUUUGCCCCCUGUUGAAGUUCCUGCAGCGGCACAAUGGAAAUUCAGAAGCAAACCAUCACAGCAGGUGAUACUAGAUUAUGACUAUACAUUCACGACACCAUAUUGUGGAAGUGAAACAAUUGAGGUAGAUCCUGAGAAGAAUGGAAGUGGGGAAAUCAUGGAGGCAAGCUCAAGUCUUCAUUGGGAGGACUGUGAAGAGCAAAUUGACGCGGCUUCUCUGGCAUCAAACGAGCCUAUUCUUUUCUAUGAUGAGGUAGUCUUGUAUGAAGACGAGCUUGCUGAUAAUGGAGUGUCGUUGUUAACUGUGAAAGUGAGAGUCAUGCCAAGCUGUUGGUUUCUUCUUUUGCGAUUCUGGCUUAGAGUUGAUGGAGUCUUAAUGAGACUAAGGGAGACUCGUGUGCAAUGCAUUUUUGGCGGUGGUGGUGCUAACCCUGCCAUUCUUCGGGAAAGUUGCUGGAGAGAAGCCACUUUCCAGUCCAUUUCUGAUAAAGGGUAUCCUUCUGAUUCUGCUGCAUAUAGUGAUCCAAGCAUCAUCAGCCAGAGGAUUCCUGUCAUCAUGCAUAGGAAUCAAAAGCUUAAAGUCCAUGGUAAUUUGUAAUGCUGUGGAUUAUCUUCAUGCAUAAACAGUUGUACUAAUUGUGGCCGUGGAUAAUUUAUUUUUCUUUCAAGUGGAUUAUUUUUGCA